Molecule: messenger RNA, 3643 nt
Organism: Anguilla anguilla (European eel)
Lineage: Eukaryota; Metazoa; Chordata; Actinopteri; Anguilliformes; Anguillidae
Product: sodium/potassium-transporting ATPase subunit beta-1-interacting protein 3
Exons: 7
Coding region: 404-1030 (208 amino acids)
Biological process (GO): regulation of sodium ion transport
Source: RefSeq, a predicted model, not a curated record
CACUCCCAACAAGCGUCGGGCGCGCUCCUCCGAAUAUCAAGGCCAUUCAAGUUUCACUGCGGAGACAAGCUACACAUUAACCUAAAAAGCACAACUGAGCUUGAAUCAGGCGACAAGUCGCGUUACACAUUCAGUUCAACAGAAAUUGAAGUGGUCUCUUUAUCCUCUUAAGAGACAUGCACGCGGGGAGACUAAUGAUUCGGAUUUGUGUUAUUACAGAAAUGUAUUAAUAUUAACUUGAGACUUUCGUGCGCCGCUGUAUGCAUGGGGUACCAAGAGUAUUUGUAUUUUUGAGCCCUGUUUUAUUUACGCUUGGAAAUCGGACCACUCCUGCUGCCCUUAUUUGCCGGCUGUGGACUAUUCUGUCUUUGAAAGAUUGCGUUUUUUCAGUUUUAAAGGGAAAAUGGGUUGUUGCACAGGUCGAUGCACGCUGAUCUUUCUAUGCACUUUACAGCUGCUUGCUUCAUUAGAGCGGCAAAUCUUUGAUUUCCUUGGUUACCAAUGGGCUCCAAUCCUUGGAAACUUUCUUCACAUAAUAGUUGUCAUUCUGGGCCUCUUUGGAACUAUUCAGUAUCGGUCCAAAUAUAUCAUUGUGUACUCCAUUUGGACUGCCCUCUGGGUUGCCUGGAAUGUGUUCAUCAUCUGCUUUUAUUUGGAAGUAGGAGGGCUCUCUAAGGACACGGACUACAUGACUUUCAACAUCUCCAUGCACCGCUCCUGGUGGCGGGAGCACGGGCCGGGCUGUGUGCGGAGGGAAGUCCCGCCCCCCACCACCCGAGGCCUGGAAGACCACUCCUACAUCUCUGUCACGGGCUGCAUGGUGGAGUUUCAGUACCUGGAGGUGAUGCACUCCUCCCUUCAGAUACUACUGGCUCUGGUUGGCUUUGUGUAUGCCUGCUACGUGAUCAGUGUGUUCACAGAGGAAGAGGACAGCUUUGAUUUUAUAGGUGGACUUGAUUCAUACACCUACCACCAUUCACCCCAGAAAACCUCCCAUGUCCAAUUAAAGCCGGUUUAUCUAUCCACGUAAAUGAGAAGCAGUUGCCAGUGAACCGGAGACACCAAAAACGUGAAGAGAUGUGCUGUGUGCCACACAGUGCAGUGUGCGUGAAGCAGCUGGACCCAUACAUCUGCGAGUGUGUGAGCUGUGUGUUAGGGUGUGUGAGUGUUCACACAUCAUCGACCUUCGACCAAAUUGAUCACUAGGCAGCCCUCUGUAAAAAAAAAUGUAAAAAAAAAAUUUAAAAAAAUGAUGUACACAUUUUUUUUUUAAUGAAUCAAUUGUUUUUUCUGAGCCUGUAAACCAUGAACUGUGGUAUGUGGGGCCAGUCGGCUAUGUGUGAUUCAGAACUGAUCUUUUUUGCCCAUCCUCUUUGUGUUAUGACAUAUUUCCAAAAAUAGAUGAGGCACUUGUGAUGCGCAUGUAUUUUCAGUGGUAGAAUUAAAUUUUCAAAUUCAUAUCUGAGGGACAUAACACUUAAUAUUUAACAAUUCACUCUUAAAUUGGCUUGCUUUUAUAAUUGUGUGUCUCUUGUACAAAGUUUUAAUAUGUUCAUUUUGGUAAUGUACUUAUAUGUUACUUUUUAGUCUUAUAAUUUGUAAUACAUAAUGUGUAUGCUGUGCUUUGAAUCACAAAAAAGUAUCUUUAAUUGCAAGGGUCCAAGUCUUUUUUGAACAACAGAAACUGCGCUUUUGAUCUUGUUCCAAACUGCGACUAAAAAUUGACUAAAAACUUGAAGCAAGGAAGGUUCUCUCACAAAGAUUCAGUAACUCCCUCAAAUGUUACCAGAUGCAAAUCCUAGUUCUCAAUUCUUUGUUAAAUUUUACUGUAUGUACACUUAUGUAUAUAAGAAUAUUAUACAGCACAUAUACAGACAGAUUUAAACUUUGUGACAUGUUCAGAAUUUCUGUUGUGUGUAAAAGUUUUUUGCAUUUACUGAAUGACAAUUCAUACCGAAUGUUAACUAACUAUGGUCUAAGGUUACUGUUAAGGUACCUUUGCAUACUUGUUAUCUACUGUGAAUAUCAUUCCAUUUCAGUUAAUAUUCUCCCACACAACAUGAACUUAAAAGCUUUGAGGUUGAACUAUACAGAGGAGGUAAGAUCAAGUAGUUUUGUUGAGUGACUUUGUAUUAAGUAGACUGUGUCUACUCAGAAUUUGCAAUGGUGUAUGUGGCACAUUUGUGAUGUAUUGUCUGUUUUUAAUACUUUUUUCAUACCGGAUAGUGAUAAAGCACAUGUUCUGAGACAUUUGAAAUAGUGCCUUUUAUAUCUAGUUUCACCUUAUACUUCACAUUUGAGAGAGUUAAGUUUGUGUUAAUAUUGUGAGUAUUCAUGUUCAUUUUCAGUGCAGUAAGGGGGCAUUUAGAGCCAAAUAUGUAUUAGGUGUCGGUAUGUUGAUAAUGUGUAAUGUGAACACGUUUGUAUAUCAUCAGCAAAACUAGACCACAGAAUGGUAAAAUGUAUUGCCCUGUCCUUGACAUUGGAACAGACUGGCAUUUAGGGGCACAAAGAAGAUGAUCUGAUGGAAGAAAUCAUAUCAGCCCUAUAGCCCGUUCCUGCAGCCAGGUUGGGAAGGUUGUAAUAGAGGGGCUAUAUUGCCAUCUGCUGGGAAUAUACAGAAAUGUAAUGUAUAUGUGUGUGUCAAACUGGAAAUCAUAUGCAGUGUGCAGGAGCAGACCUGAGAUUCACAACUAAUUUAAAACUGAUUCAAAAGUGCGAUGUGAGUGAGAAAGUAGGCAAUCUGUGUUUAGUCAAUUAUCUUGUAUUUUGACUUCCUCAAAGUGACUUGGAUCUUGAGUGGGGCUUUGUCACAGAACAAAUGUUUAAUUUAAGCAUAUACUUUGUACAAAAACAUGUUCUGAUAUAAACAUUUUUCCAUCACAGAACAAAUGCUUCAUUAAGGCUUUGUACAAACCAUUUUUGAUGUAAAAUACUAUCAGAUGCAUGCACAGAUUGUUUUUUUAUUUUUAUUUUUGUGAUUGCUGUGUUUAUCCUUUUUAAAAACCCGGCCUUUGGGUAGGUAGAUAAAACCUGAAUGAAGGUUGUAUAUACUAAUCUGCGUUACUUGUGCCAUUUGCAAUGUAAAGCUGAAAACAUGAAAUGUUAGUUGUGUGUAAUCUUUCCACACUCAACAGCCCCCAGUAGCAUUUUGAGUUCUUUGAUAUAUUGGAUGGAUAGCCAGUUGGCAUCUAGGUUAUUGGCACUGUCCCUAUUGUUUAUGAAACAAGGACAACCCUCCUCCUUAUAGGCUAUUGUCCAUGCUACAGCAACUGCCAGGUUAAUAAAACUUGCAAUAAAAGAAUGUUUAUUCUUCUUUUGAAAAUAUUAACAAAUACUAAUUCAGGCAUUGCGUGGAGGUUUUAGUCUGUGGAUGUUUUGUCUGUGUGUGUGAGUGGGUCUGUAUGUACGAGUGUGUGUAUAGAACAGUACAACUUUUUGCACAUUUAAUUUUUACCUUGUGUAAAAUCUACCUUCUUUUGUGAUCGGACGAGUAUUACGGAUAGGAACACAAUGUUAAAAGACAACAGCUACAACAAGAAAAAACUCAACAAGGUAGACCUUUGCCUUGAUAUCAUGUGAACAUUAGUGUUAAUAACCGGACAUUUCUUGUCAGUUAUUAAUAAACUGUAAAUUGGAGUAA